Molecule: messenger RNA, 2415 nt
Organism: Entelurus aequoreus (snake pipefish)
Lineage: Eukaryota; Metazoa; Chordata; Actinopteri; Syngnathiformes; Syngnathidae
Gene: csnk1a1
Product: casein kinase 1, alpha 1
Exons: 11
Coding region: 600-1697 (365 amino acids)
Biological process (GO): negative regulation of canonical Wnt signaling pathway; signal transduction; peptidyl-serine phosphorylation
Cellular component (GO): nucleus; cytoplasm
Molecular function (GO): protein serine/threonine kinase activity; ATP binding
Source: RefSeq, a predicted model, not a curated record
GGCUCAUGCGCUAUCAAACCAUAGCAAUUCGUCUCCAACAGUAAACAGCUGAGAGAAAGGGUAGAGAAGACAAAAUGGCGGAGUGAAUGGGUUGCGCUGUGGCAAACGGUUGCGACCCUCGAAGAUAGUCCAUUGGAUAUUUAGGACCGAAAUGUUUGGAUAGAAAAGCGAUAUCGCCAGGAACGUAAUUGUAUUGGCGUUUCAGUCAUACGUUUUUUUAGGUCGUUUUUCCCCCCGCGACGAUCCUCGCGAUAGCAUUUAGCUGUAACUGGCUGGUCGUACAAGGCCGCAACAUCUUUCAGAUUUACAUCGAAUUGUAUGUCGUUACUGCCACGUCAUACAGUAUUUCUUAAAGGAAUUCGUGUUUCAACGAACAUCUUUUGGGAAUGGUAGCGUAAAAAAAAGUCAACGCACUGAUAUUUUUUUCCCAUCCGGCGCAUUACGUUAGCCGUAGUUCUUUUUUUUUUUUUUAAAGUAGCUAACAGUGGUCGAUAGCCACCAACGCCAGCUGACUCGGGGCCACCUUUAUGUUUCGCAGCUGCCCAUAAAACACAUUUCUCUGAGGUGAAUCUUGCGGCGAUUGUCAUCUGGUGGAUAUUAUGGCGAGCAGCAGCGGCUCGAAAGCCGAAUUUAUCGUCGGUGGGAAAUACAAGCUUGUCCGAAAAAUUGGAUCGGGGUCUUUCGGUGACAUAUAUUUGGCCAUCAACGUCACAAAUGGAGAGGAGGUAGCAGUCAAACUGGAGUCCCAGAAAGCCAGGCAUCCACAGUUGUUAUACGAAAGUAAGCUGUAUAAAAUACUACAAGGUGGUGUCGGCAUUCCACAUAUACGGUGGUAUGGCCAAGAGAAGGAUUACAACGUCCUAGUGAUGGACCUGCUUGGCCCCAGUCUCGAGGACCUAUUUAACUUCUGCUCUCGCCGCUUCACCAUGAAAACAGUCCUUAUGUUGGCAGACCAGAUGAUCAGCAGAAUUGAGUAUGUACACACAAAGAACUUCAUCCACAGAGAUAUCAAACCAGACAACUUUCUCAUGGGCAUCGGCCGUCACUGUAACAAGUGUUUAGACUCAUCAGUGGGGAAGAGGAAAAGAAGCUUGGCGGUUAGCUCUUCUCAGGACCCAUCUUUCUCAGGAUUAAACCAGUUGUUCCUUAUUGACUUUGGAUUGGCGAAGAAGUACAGAGAUAACCGAACACGACAGCACAUCCCCUACAGAGAAGACAAGAACCUGACCGGCACAGCACGUUAUGCCUCCAUCAAUGCACACCUGGGCAUUGAACAGAGUCGGCGUGAUGACAUGGAGUCACUAGGCUAUGUGCUGAUGUACUUCAACAGAACCAGUCUACCAUGGCAAGGACUGAAGGCUGCCACAAAGAAGCAGAAAUAUGAGAAAAUCUCGGAGAAAAAGAUGUCUACUCCUGUGGAGAUUCUCUGUAAGGGUUUUCCAGCAGAAUUUUCCAUGUAUUUGAACUAUUGCCGUGGUCUGCGCUUUGAGGAGGCUCCAGAUUAUAUGUAUCUUCGCCAACUCUUCCGCAUCCUCUUCAGGACUUUGAACCACCAAUAUGACUAUACAUUUGACUGGACCAUGCUGAAACAGAAAGCAGCGCAGCAGGGGGCUUCCACCGGGGGCCAGGGCCAACAGGCACAAACCCCCACAGGCAAGCAAACUGACAAACCCAAGCCUAACAUGAAAGGUUUCUGAGUAGUCUUCCCAGAGCAUAGCUUCAGAAGUGUUGGCGACCAGGAACAACAAGGCUCUUUCCUAGACAAGCGACAAAGAGAACGUUUGUGUCCCCCUUCUAUCUUAUCUGUGUAAUGGAAAUAUAUAGAUAACACAGCAGACACGUGUGUACAUCUAUAUAUUUGUUAUUGUAUAUAAUAAAACUCUACACUCUGAAAGAAAGAAUGGAAUAGGAGGACCUUCUGGAUGUGGAAGCUGUAACCCACUUGCCCCAACCCUGACCUGACAUACCUUUUCAUCUAUCCCUGUCUUGUCUUCCUUUUCAUUGUUGACUUUUUGUACAAGUUUUGUUGAAAACUAGUCAGCUCUGGCCUUUUUUUCUCUCUGUGUGAAUAUCUCAAAGAAUCACUUCCCUUUCUUCACUUAUUUCACUCUGCUUUACCAAGCAAAUGUUUAAACAUGUAAACCUAAAAACUCUUACCUUGUUUCUAAAGAGCUGAUUGAGAGAACCCUGGUUAUUUACAGAAAGGUGAACUUUUGACGAAUCAUUUUUUGUUUUGUUUUUCCUAUGGUGGUUAGGAGUUUCCCUGCUGACAUUAUAAGCAGCUGAUGGCAACAGUCUGUAGUAGAUUGACACUCUGGCUCUAUCCCUUUCUUUAGAGCUAUGACUUAUAAUUAAAUCUGUUGUAAAACCCAUGGUCUUCUCCAGAAAUACAAAUAAAACAUUACACAACUCAGA